AUGAUCGACAAUUUUGAAAAUGACGAGAUAAAGAAAGAAUUGUCAAUAGUCCAAAAACUUCAAAAUAUUGCUGACGAAAUAAAUAAUUUAUGUUCGAGUGAAUUCGCAGAAAAAAUAGAAAAAUGGCAACAAGAAGAACAUGUAGACAACAACUUAAUAUUUAAAGCAGUUUGGAGACAUCGUUACGACUCACCCACACUCUCCUACUGUCUUGCCACUUCAUUUAAAUGGAGAGUCUUUACCGAAGAAUCGUCAAAAUCUGCAUUCGAAUGGUUUCAAAUUGCCGCCGAAAACGGACACAUGCAAUCAUUAAAUGAUUUGGGUGAUUGUUACGAACGUGGCGAUGGAACUGUUCAAAAUUUGUCCAAAGCGUUCGAAAAUUAUCUUAAAGCCGCUAAAUCUGGAAGUAUUUAUGGACAGUCAAAUGUGGGGUGUGCAUAUUAUUUCGGGCUAGGCGUCGACCAAGAUAUGGAGAAAGCGGUGUGUUGGCUUAGGAAAGCUGCGAAUGCGAAUGUUCCCGAUGCACAAUAUUAUCUAGGAUCACUUUAUUUUAACGGGGAUGGUGUGGAAUGCGAUGAGAGGAAAGCGUUUUAUUGGUUAAACUUGUGUGGUUGGUAUAUGUGUGGUUAUCGAAUAAUAAUGCUUGGAGAAUGCUAUGAACAGGGACGUGGCACCCUUGUUGAUGUUCAUGCGGCAAUUAAGUGUCUUUAUAAAACUUACCAAAGAGUUGAAAAUAGUGUAAUUUAUGAUAAAUUUUGUGAUAUUUUCAGAGAAGAAGAUUUAUCGCCGAUGUGA
Messenger RNA from Ambispora gerdemannii, 795 nucleotides. Lineage: Eukaryota; Fungi; Glomeromycota; Glomeromycetes; Archaeosporales; Ambisporaceae. The record is from the annotation of a GenBank genome assembly.